GAGAAUGGAACACUUCACAACCUUCUCUUAACGUUGUGACCCUGCCCCUACGACGGUAGAAGCUAUUUCGUUCAGUUGCACGUAACGUAGUAGACAAAACGCUGCGUUUUAAGAGUUAGGCCUCAAACGCUGCGUUUUAGUAAUAACGCUUACAAAAAAAAAGGCGUCCCGAGAACGAUGCUGGCAGUGAAGGGGUUUAGAGAUUCCGGUGAGAGAAAACAGUGGCGGGAGAAAAUGAUAGUUUCUCGCCUUCAUCUCUUGAUCGAUCGCUGUGUCCGCCGCCGCCACGCUGAAGGAGAAGUAAAUUUGCCGGCGGAGGCAAUGGAGAAGGAUAUGCUUCUUUCUCUAUCGCAGGUGUUGAGAGAGAUUCAAUCUUGCUUUGAUUCUGAUUCGGAAGAGGGAGAGGAAACUGCUGCUGCUUCUCCAGAAUCCAAAGAUCAUUUAUGCUUAGAAAGACUCGUGGCCCAUCUUGUUGGUUUGUUAGGUGCGAAGAAUGUGCAUGUUCAGCAUUUGGCUGGCAACAUUCUUGUGCAAGUAUCUGAGUCUCUCGUUGAAUCUGGAAGUCAAUGGGAUGAUUUCAUUCGCUUCCUUUGUGACUCUUUGCACCUAGCACUUGUCUACAGUUUCCCACUUCCUUCUCCAACUGGAUUUGAGGGUUCAAAUAUUGGUUCCGAUGUUCUUAAAUGUGAGAUGAAAAAGGCUGACUGGUGCACGGUGUCUGGUAUCUUUCGAGUUCUUCGUAAUAUACUGAAGCGCUUGAGCCAAGAAGAAAACGAAGACGUUAUUGACGUUUACUUGGAUUCUGUCAACUCUACACUUGCAAAGAUCCCUUGGUGCCGAGUGAACACUCAUUUUUCUAAUCGUCAUGCUCACAAUGGAACUCUGGGAAGCAUUGGAAACAGUGAGGAAGGAACUGUAUUUCCUGGGAACUUUGUUCAGUUUCUCUCAACCGUGGUUCAGCAGGUUCGCUUUCCAGAAGAUUCUGAUGCUUUUGGAACUACACAUUUGAUACUCCAAAAAAUCACUGAGCUUGUUCCGGAUCUCCUCCGUUUGUGCCAGCCAAAGUUAGAAAGUCAAAGUGGCUCUUCCAUGUCAAGAUACCUAGUGCACAAGUUGCUGGUGUUGAUGAUCAGACUUACAUAUCAGUCCAAUAUAAAAUGUUCCAUCCUUCUUUCAUGGCUGCAAUAUUUGCAACACCAUUUUCAACGCUUUCUCCAACACACCCUAAAUAGGAAUAAGCCCGUCCAAGAUAAUUGUUUAGAAGGAUCUCCAUUUUUUGUUAGUUUGUCUGAUAGGGAUGUCAAUGAGACUCAUUCUAAUCAUUUGCAAAGACUAUCUGUGUUUCUGUUCCUACGGUGCUCACUCACUUUACUUUAUACAAGUAGACAUGCCGACAAAGACUGUGAGUUUGACUGUAGAAAGAAAGGGAUGGAAGGGGUGUUUAAAUGGAUUGAACAACAGGUUCCAGGUGAUACAUUUUCAAAUCACGGAACUUAUAGCAAGAAGAGUGUUGACUUCUCUACAUGCUUCAUCCAGCUGUUCAUGCAUGAGGAUGACCUGUUAUUCAAAGUUCUCCUGCAAUUGCUGUCCGUGCCGUUGGCUGGAGAGGAACUGCUUAAGGGGGAAGAGCGUUUGCUUCAAGAUAAGGAGAUUUGCGUCCGUUUAUCAACAUUGUUCAAUCCUGUGAUCCUCUUCUGGAUAUUUCUUUCAGAGCUGCAUUACGAUCAUCAAGUCCUUCUUGAUUACCUUAUAUCUAAAGACAUCGGGGCUAGCUGUGCAGAGUACCUGCUGAGAUGCUUGCGCACAGUAUGCGACUCUUGGACCUUGUUUGUGGAAUUCCCAUUUGAAGAAAAUAUAAAUGAUUCAACUUCGAAGAGAAGGAGAUUGCUGGUUGAGACUCCUGAGGUUGAACAAAACCAGAUACUACAUCCCCAGGCUUUCGAAAAUGCCAAAGAGUGUCUGCUUUCUUUACAAAACUCAAUUGUGAGGCUACAUCAGAAGAAACUAUUUCCAUACAACCCAGAAGCUCUUCUACGACGUUUGUCAAGGUUUCAAGAGCUCUGUCUACUCCACGAGUAAUAUUAUCUCGACCCAAAGGACUCAUGCAAUUGCGAUUUUGCUGAUAGAGAAGUAUUUAACUUCUCAAUUUGGUGUUUCUCAGUCUCAGCUUAGAUUCUAUUAGACAGAAGGAUCAGACUCAAAGAAGGGUUCUUUCCAGAUCAAGUUUCAAACUAACUGGCUCACAUGUAGAAUUGUAUAAAGACGAUCCUACAUUUCUUGGUUGUCGGUGGGAUAUAAAUCACAGAACAUUAUUUUCUUACUUCCACAAUCUAAACUGAAAGGUAUAAUAGGAUACGUUGGUCAAGCUUAGUUUGAAACUGCCCCAGGCAAUUACAGUAUGCAAAAUGUAAUGUAGAAUAUUAACAAUCACAAAUGUUUGACACUCUCUUACUCAUAUCAUCAUAAAUGUAAAGUGAAGCGUGAGUAAACAUACACUCACUCCCGAGCUA
Molecule: messenger RNA, 2510 nt
Organism: Brassica napus (rape)
Lineage: Eukaryota; Viridiplantae; Streptophyta; Magnoliopsida; Brassicales; Brassicaceae
Exons: 14
Coding region: 178-2079 (633 amino acids)
Source: RefSeq, a predicted model, not a curated record